Messenger RNA from Blepharisma stoltei, 1034 nucleotides. The record is from the annotation of a GenBank genome assembly. NCBI's taxonomy places the organism in Eukaryota, Ciliophora, Heterotrichea, Heterotrichida, Blepharismidae.
AUGGUGGAUGCUGAUGAAGUUUAUGAUGUCGAAAUGUAUAACAUCCUAAAAGAAAACCCAAUAUUUUACCACUGUCAUGAGUAUACAAUAAUCAAAGGUUUAUCUCCAAGCAAAACAUAUUCACAAGAUUGCUUAUCUGGCAUGAAAAUACUCGAUCUUGCAUGUGGGCAAGGCCGAGAAAUAGGCCAUCUACUAGAAAAAGGCGCCCAAGAGGUCAUUGGGCUCGAUAUUUCACAAGAAAUGGUCGAAACUGCAAAAAAAUUAUUAUCACACAUAGAAUUCCCAGGUCGCAAGUUUUCAGUAUAUAGAGCAGACUGUUUUUCCUCACAAGAAGUCCUAUCAGUUUUACCUUUAUCCGAAUACCAAUGCUAUUUUGAUGCAAUUUCAGCGUUUUGACUGCAUUGCUGUGCUCAAAAUUUAGAACGGCUAAGCGAAGGCUUUCUUUUAUGCAAUAAAUUACUUAAGCUUGGAGGAGAAAUGGCAUUUAUUACAGCGAAUCCUAGAGUUGCUACAGAAUAUGAAACAUUUAGAGAGCUCACAAGCCACGAUUUUUUCGCUAUAUUAAAAAAUCCUGGCAAUUCUAAUGGAAUUCCUACUUCUGAAAUUGCGUUUGUGGACCUACAAACCAGAGAGGAAAAAUUCGUUUUGAUAGCGUAUAUAGCUUAUACUCGGUAAUAAUCGAUUAUAUAAAAUGAUCCUUCGCCUUGCGCCACUGUUUUAUUAGGCAUGCUUUAACUGUAAAUAGAUAAUUUCUUUUUAAUUGGGGAUUUUUUAAGUAAGCAGGCGGAAUUCUAUUUUAAAAAAUAAAAUUUAUGUGUAAUAAUGGUCUAUUAAAAGGGAAGAGGUAUAUUUAUUCUUUGGAGCAGUUUUCUAUGGUAUUAGGGGAUAAUGGAUUUGAGAUGGUAGAGUCUAGUGGAUUUGAAGCAAACCCUGAGUUUAAUUUAAAUGGAUUUUCAGAGCAGUUUCGGGCUUUGAUAUGCGGAGAGUACUCAGAGGGGUAUUAUAUAAAGGCCAGAAAAGUCAUCAAUAAAUAG